Messenger RNA from Pteropus alecto (black flying fox), 2620 nucleotides. It is a transcript of the gene CEP89, whose product is annotated as centrosomal protein 89. Gene Ontology annotation, cellular component: centriole; ciliary transition fiber. The coding region runs from base 122 to 2497 and encodes 791 amino acids. Lineage: Eukaryota; Metazoa; Chordata; Mammalia; Chiroptera; Pteropodidae. The transcript is spliced from 19 exons. The record is from RefSeq and is a predicted model, not a curated record. Gene Ontology annotation, biological process: chemical synaptic transmission; cilium assembly; mitochondrion organization.
UUGCGUAGAAAAAGCUCCUGAGGCUAGGCCAGCUUCUGGGACGGGCUUUAGCGAGAGGUCCUGGGUUCUGGGGAGACCAGCGCGUGAGUCCAGCGGGGUGCGGCCGCUCCCCGCAGCAAGGAUGUUCCUGGGGUUUCCGAGAGGCCGCAGGAGCCAGUUUAAACACAUCAUCCAUGGCUUUCUCCCUGCGGCCAGUAUUGCACCGAAGCCAGCUGUGCCCCGGACACCUCCUCCUCGCAGCCCCAACCCCUCUCCGGAGAGACCAAGAUCUGCUCUGGCUGCGGUCAUUCUAGCAACAACAUUGACUGGCCGGACCGUUGCCAUUCCUCAGCCUCGUCAGAGAUCCCGGUCUGAGAGUGACGCGACUUCCGUUGAAAAGGACAGUUUCAUCGAGCCCUAUGCCACCACUUCAGAGCUGAGGCAUCAACCAAAUUGGCAGAGUGAGAUGGGAAGAAGACCUUCUCUGCCAUCCUUUGAAAUGCUGUGCUACGAGGAGGAAGAGAACACUGACUUGAACUUGUCAUCUAGCUACAAGGAGUCGGGGAAUGUCAUUGCUCGCAAAGAAGAGGGAGAUCUUGGUGAUGCUGUGUAUGCUGUGCCACACAGAAACCAGGUUCCAUCGUCACACGAGGUGGACAGUGAAGAUGAGGAAAAUAUUUCUGGGCAAGAUGGAUUUCCAGACUCACCUCUUUUACCACAGCGUACACAAAAAAAAGAUGGUCAACAUUCUUUUCUGAAUUUAAAGGAUGAAAAACCACCAUUGCGUGAAAAACCUCCACCAUCCCCAGAUAUAACUGGUAAAACACGUCAACGAUGGAUAGAAAUCACCAAAGAAAAAUUUGAGGAAUUAAGAGAAGAAAAUUUGCAUCUGAACAGUACAAACCAAACCCUUACUUUUGAACUUAAUCUAGUAAAACAAGCAAUGAAAGAACUACAAUUAAAACUUAAAAGAACAGAGAAAGAAAAUAGAAAGCUGAAAGAGGCUGAGAAAGCAUCCUCUGAGGAAGUUGCUGCACCUGAAUUACUUUGUCUAAGAAAACAAGCUCAGGAACUGGUGGACGAAAAUGAUGGGUUGAAGAUGACUGUCCAUCGUUUGAACGUGGAAUUGAGUAGAUAUCAAACAAAAUUCAGGCCUUUAUCCAAGGAAGAGAGCAUAAAUAUUGAAGGCCUCCCAUCACAGGGCCCUGUACCACCCUGGUUGUUGGAUGUAAAGUAUCUGUCACCCUUGUUGCUGGCUUAUGAAGACAGAAUGAAGGAGAAGGAUGAGCUCAAUGCCACCCUUCAGGAGGAAAUGAGAGUGUUCAGGAUGCGCGUCCAAGAAGUGGUGAAAGAGAAUGAAGACCUGCACCAGCAGUUGAUUAAGAGCAGGACUCUCACCAGUGAGGAAUGGCAUCAGCUUCAGGCUCAGGCAGAGCUGGUUUUGGAGGAAAACAGGUUGUUGAUAGAGCAGUUGGAGAUCCAGCAAAGAAAAGCCAAAGACACCCACCAGGAGCGCCUCCAGGAAGUUUCUAAACUGACUAAACAGCUAAUACUUCUGGAGACUAAAACACAGAGCCAAGAAAAGGAGCUAACUGAAAACAAGGAGCAAUUGGAAAGUUUACGUACCAAAUGCCAAGAACUAAAAACACAGUUGGAUGGCAAAAUUGCAAUGAAAGUUCAUGCUUCGAUUGUGAAUGAGUUAAAAAGCCAGUUGCAGAAGGAAGAAGAGAAAGAAAAUGCUGAGAUGGAAGAGUUGAUGGAAAAGUUGGCAGUCCUGCAAGUGCAGAAAAAGGGCCUGCUGUUAGAGAAGAACAAUCUGACAACUCAAAACAAAGCGCUGGAAACUGAACUUGAAAGGGCACAGAAAAUAAACAGGAGGUCUCAAAGGAAAAUUGAUGUCCUCAAAAAGCAGGUGGAAAAAGCCAUGGUGAAUGAAAUGUCUGCUCACCAGUACCUGGCAAAUCUUGUUGGCCUGGCAGAGAAUAUAACCCAGGAACGUGACAAUCUUAUGUAUUUGGCCCAAUGUUUAGAAAGUGAGAAACAUGGAGUUCUCGACAAAAUCGUAGAAGGCAAUAUUCGCUUGGGAAGGCUAGAAGAGAAGGUCAAGGGGUACAAGAAGCAGUCAGCACUGAAGCUGGGUAACAUUAGUCACCGUCUGGCAGAGCAGCAGGAGGACUUUGCUAACAAGACAGCUCAGUACCAGCAGGAGAUGAGGCACCUCCAUCAGAUGCUGCAGGACAAGCAGGAUGUCCUGGACGAGGCACUGCAGCAGAAAAGAGAGGUGGAAAGUGAGCUUGAAGUUGUUUGGGAGUCUACCUCCAAGGAAAACCAAAGAAUUCGAGAACUUCUCCAAGCUACACUGGAGAGGAAAGGCAUGUGGGACAACACCAGAACUUUCAAGGAUCCCUGCCUCGAUGGCGUCUCUCAGGGAGAUGUGCUGGAUGGCUGCAUCUUCAGCUACUGUGACAUGAAGCCCCCUCCCGCCACCUGCCAGAGUCUGCGGGAGCCCCCGGGCUAGGGCCCCUCAGCCUUAAAGGCCCACCUUCACCAGGAUGGGAAGGGGCAGGCUCCCACCUAACACUGCAGUGUUUUUUCUCCUCAGGGCAAGGAAGAAAUAAAACUGUCUCAGAAAUUUAAUCCA